AUGUCUACUUCUACUAUAGCUUCUGCUGCUGCUGCAUCUGUUGCCAUUCCAAGCUCCCAAAGAGAGUUCACGUGUGUUGACUUGUCCGACUUUGACAACCGUCGUGAUGAAAUCAUAAAGACACUGAUGGGUGCUGCCACUACCCAGGGCUUCUUUUAUGUUGUAAACCAUGGCAUUGACAUCAAGGAUAUCCGUAGUAUGUUCCAAGCCAGCCACGAUUUCUUUGCUUUAGACGAUAGUAUCAAGGCAAAGUAUCCUAUUGAUGUAAGCAGAAAUGCUGGUUGGGAAAAGUUGGCUCAAAUCAGGCCUUCCACUGGCGUUGCAGACCUCAAAGAGUCCAUACAACUUGGCUUUCAUAACAUGGAGGAUAUCUGGCCUUCUCUUGAAGACGCUUCUACUUUCCGUCCUACUGGUGAAAAGUUCAUGCUCCAAUGCAACGAGGUUUCUACCAAGUUGCUCACUUGUUUAGCCCUUGGUCUCGGCUUUGAAGAGGAUUUCUUUACGAAAUGCCAUGACAUCAAAAAGGAAGACUGUCUCAACACAUUGCGUUGUCUCCACUAUCAUGACAUUACUGGUCAAACCUUCCCUCCUGAAUACUGGCGUGCGGGUGCUCACACCGAUUUCGACACAUUGACCUUGUUGUUUCAACGCCCUGGUGAGAAUGGCCUUGAAGUGUGUCCUGGUCGAGAGGCAUCCACUGAGUUUGGACAUGGAGAUUCAUGGACACCUGUUAACCCACAAGAAGGUGAUAUUGUUUGCAACAUUGGUGAUAUGAUUAUGCGUUGGUCUGAUGAUCAAUUGAAGAGCAACUUCCAUCGUGUUCGUGCACCUGUUGUUGGUGAAUAUCAGGGUCCCCGUUACUCCAUCGCCUACUUUAACCAAGCAAACAAGUCUGCUAUUAUUCAAGGACGUACUCGCUACCCUGAUCCUAUUACCGCCGGCGAAUUCAUCAAGCAAGCUAUGGAAAGAAACUAUCGUGCUCUCCAAGAAUUGAAGGCCAAGAAGGAGGAACUGCCUGUUCAGCCUACUGCCAUCAGCACUAUUGCUGCCUAG
Mucor velutinosus is the source of this 1053-nucleotide messenger RNA. RefSeq lists its product as uncharacterized. Bases 1 to 1053 code for a protein of 350 amino acids. The transcript has 2 exons. Lineage: Eukaryota; Fungi; Mucoromycota; Mucoromycetes; Mucorales; Mucoraceae. The record is from RefSeq and is a predicted model, not a curated record. Gene Ontology annotation, molecular function: 2-oxoglutarate-dependent dioxygenase activity.